Messenger RNA from Fulvia fulva, 558 nucleotides. RefSeq lists its product as uncharacterized. Bases 1 to 558 code for a protein of 185 amino acids. The record is from RefSeq and is a predicted model, not a curated record. Lineage: Eukaryota; Fungi; Ascomycota; Dothideomycetes; Mycosphaerellales; Mycosphaerellaceae. The transcript has 2 exons.
AUGACCUCAAACACCGACCACAUCUUCAUGAGUAUGCCUUCGAAGUCGAUGGACACGUGGAUACAAAAUUGCCCAUUUGCCUAUGAAGCUUGGGAGAAUGGCUUCAAUAGAGGCGUCGACGCGGGCCUAGGUCUGUCAAAGGAGUUCUCUCUCGGCGCACAUGAUCCUAAGCGACUGGCUGAAGCCGGUACGACGGGCAUCAGUGCUGAGCCGUCAUUCUGGCAUCCCCUGGGCUAUGCCUCCAAAGCCGUAUUCGUUCUGAGCUUUGCUCCAAUCGCAUACACAGUCAGCAAGACCAUCUACAACGUAGCCAGCAAGUACUUCGCCUACCAGAAGGCACUAGCAGAGCUGCGUGCGACCAAGGAGUUACUCGGACCACACGCUCAAGAUAAUUCGAACGAGAUGACCGAAAACCAGCAGGGCAUUGACCAGGAGAGGAAGAGCCAGAGUCGCGUUGAUCAAGCUGUCGGAGCCGAGUACAUGGCUGAGGGCAAUGAUCACCCGUUCGAUUACGUUUCCCUCGUUAAGUCAGAGUCUAAGGUGGAGGCUAUGGGUUAA